AUGGAUACCUCGUCCGACAGCUCAGACCCUGAUGUUGCAUACGAAACAGUCACGCCAAAUGAAGUUGAACGGCUAGUGGGCUUCCCCAAACAUGCUUCUUCUACUGAUUCGGAAGAUGGAAGCGAUCUUUCAUUUCAAAAUCACUAUAGCCUUGAGAAUGGCCUUCCUCCCCUUAAGCUUACCUCCAACUCUGAUCAGAUGAGUAGUCCUAUUAUUUACCGGGACAAGCAGAUAGGAGAGCAACACUUAUCUUUACGCUCCAAAAAGUCUCCUUUACAGGAUAAAACCAAUGUAUAUGCAAACGAGCAAAAUCCGUUUAAAGAUGAUGGGCACAAAUCAAGCAUGGGCAAAAGGUUGCUGGUAUCAGAAUUGGUCAACCACUUUGAUAAAGAGGCAUUUGCGGAUCCCCAAGUCAAGUUCAGAAGCCAGAGAAAUCAGGCUCCUCCGCUAUCGCGCAUGCCGCCUGCGCUGAAAUUUGAUAUAAGCGAUGAUUCUUCGCCAAGCAGCAAUUAUAAAUCAUUUCCUGCAUACGGUCCACCUGCUACCUCGUUUCAUCCAGAAGCGCUUCAACACCCAGCCCCCAAUGAAGAUAGUGGAGACAUCAGCAGCGAUGUCAGUUCGGAAAGAUCACGGCAACCAUCUCAAGAAUAUCAUCCAAACUACCAUCAAAAAGUGAAUUUCUGUCAUCUCAGUACUCCCACCACCAAAUAUCCCGUGACAUCAACCUUAGAAAAGCAUCAGGACAGUGAGCUGCAACCCUCAUCCGAAUACUACCAUUUGCUUGUGGAAAAAGACAAAGUUGAUCUGCGCUACCAGAACUUGCUCUCCGAGCACAACAGACUCAAAGAAAGAUUCCUGUGUAUGCAAGAGGAGAGCGAGAAGCUCAAAGGUCUUGCACAUGCACUCAAUGAGGAAAGAAUUCGUGAACUGAAACGGUAUCAAGACGAAAAAGGCUUCCACCAAUCGCUAGAAAAGAAGCAUGAUGAUGAAUUCAAAUUGCUAGCUAAAUUCAUCAGGAAUGCCUUCGAAGAUAUAAUAGGGGUACCGAUUGAUGACUAUGAUACACCGACAAACAAUAAAUCUCACCAUACCCAGUGCGUCAAACUUUUGGAGAUGCUGCGAGUUGCAAUCAGGACAAAAGAACGCAUGGAAGUGAAAAGUCACGCUUCUGACAUACAGAUGCUCAGAAGAAGAAUGGAACAUAUGGAGCUGGAUUCCAGUGAGAUAAAGCAGCAGCUUCGAUAUGCUAGUAAAUGGCUGGAGGCAACUUAUUGUUCUCUCAUAGGAAUGCUGGGAGGCAGUGUAUUUGUACCCGACAAAGAAGUUCUGCUCACCGCGAACAAUAUCCAGCAGAAAAUACAGAACAGCGCAGACAGAGAUGCCGAGUGGAUACACAACGGAGUCAUUGCUGCGUUGAUGCGCGAGUUGAAUGAUAGAUAGCUUCACAUAAUGAUACAAUCUGCCGAAGAUCUUGAGUCUGUUUUCGAAUUCCCUGGUUUGUGCAGCUUUCUUUUCGUGACAUUCAAAUACGAUUGUUUAGAGAUAUUCGGAGAUUUCUUAGGCAACGGAAGGGAAUUGGAUGCCAGUGUGGAUCCCGAUAAUGAAUCCAAAGUUGUGCUACUCUGCUUCUUCUUGAUUUGAGAAGAGACAGGGGAACUUUGUUCGCUUUUAUCCGCCUCAUAAUUGAUAAUCGGAUCAAUUCCUCCUUGAAUUAUGGAGUUCGCAAGGAAGCAGUACAGUUUAAUCCAGGCCUCUUCUGUUUCAAGCGAGAACCCAUCCGCCAUGUCGCUAGAAAAUCUGUCCCUAAAAGUCUUGAUUAGCACCUCGCCCAUUGUUUGGAAAUACUCUGGCUCGAUUCCCAAAAUUCGUGAGUGUAGCCUUCCAAGACUUUCCAAGGAUUCGUUCAUUCGGCUGAGAUCAUCCAAUGUUGACAUGGCAACAUUGAUCACACCUGCAAAAGCAGAUGCCUGGUGUUUAAUUGAGGGAAUUAGCUUUUCAAUCAAGGGAUCACGAGCGAUGAAGUUUUCAUAUAGCUGAAUACAAAAUAACGAUGAUGCGAACGAGGACCCUGAAUUUGUGGUUCCAAUAUUUAUCGAACGGCUCUGUUUUUGUGGGGUGCCGCGUAGAGAGCCCUUGGCUGAAGGAAUAUGAGAUAGUGUGCUUACCCUUGGAGUGUCGGAUCCAGAUGGCGAGGAGCUGAUGACUUUGCUCCAGGAGGUUUUCAACAGAUCAAUUUCUCGUGGAGUCAAUGUCAAAGAGACCUUUAUGCGUGGCUGGUUCUCUACCACGGCGUUAGGAAGCCAAUUAGAAUCCAGCGUACUGUAAUGGGAAGUUAUCGAGCUGGUGGAAGCUGAUGUUGCUGUUCUCGAGAGCGAUAAAUCAGACGUCCGAGAGGACGACAGAGAUGUUUCGGGCACCAAAGAAUGAACUUUCGAUGGGGUUCUUGAUAUGGAGCUCCUCGACAUAGUGAGCUUGACUGAAGAUGUACUUU
This is a messenger RNA of Ogataea polymorpha, 2491 nucleotides long. RefSeq lists its product as uncharacterized. The record is from RefSeq and is a predicted model, not a curated record. NCBI's taxonomy places the organism in Eukaryota, Fungi, Ascomycota, Pichiomycetes, Pichiales, Pichiaceae. The coding region runs from base 1 to 1440 and encodes 479 amino acids. The transcript has a single exon.